ACCGAGGUUUGGUCUGGUGUUCAUCAGAAGGAUUUAUAAGCUGCAGAACUGAUGAGACAUCAGAAGGCUCUUACACUUGGUAACUGAUGCGGCUCUUCACAGAUAUGACUGAGCUUCCAAGCCUGAAAGGAUGAGUUCGAAGACCAAGAGAAAAUCUAGAAGGCCCUUUGGGGCCACAGCCCCGCCCUUCCUUGACUACCUGCAGGAUAUUCUCCGUCGAUAUCCGGAUGGCGGACAGAUUUUGAAAGAGCUGAUUCAAAAUGCAGACGAUGCUCAAGCCACAGAAGUGGUUUUCAUCCAUGAUGAGAGAAGCUAUGGAACUGAGAGCCUUUGGACCAAUGAAUUGGGAGAAUACCAAGGUCCUGCUCUCUACGCCUACAACAAUGCUGCGUUCACGGAGGAUGACUGGGAUGGAAUUCAGCUGGUCGGGCGAAGCGGCAAACGCAACGACCCAAACAAAGUCGGGAGGUUUGGUAUCGGCUUCAACUCUGUUUACCACAUAACAGAUGUGCCAUGUAUAUUCAGUUCAAAGCACCUGGGCAUGAUGGACCCCCAGGAAAAGAUAUUUGAAAACGAGAAGGGUUUUCUGUGGUCUUUGGAUGACACAGAACACCAAGAUGCUCUAACGACUAUGAUCGAUCAGUUCCAACCAUUUCGAGAUAUAGUUUCACUUGUAAGCAGGCAAGAAUGGUCAAAAGUCAUCGUGGACGAUCAACACUUUGACGGGACAAUCUUCAGGUUCCCCUUGCGCAAUCAGGCAUCAGAUAUUUCCGAUAAUCUGUACGACACUAACAAGGUGGUCGAGCUUUUUGAUAGCUUUAUUUUGGAUGCAGAUUUGAGUCUUCUGUUCCUGAAAAAUGUGACCUCUGUGACCUUGAUCCACAUCAAUGCACACGGCACUGUAAACAAAAGACUUGAGGUGAAGUCCUCCGUCCACACAGAUGUCAUUCUGAAGUCAAAAGACAAGUCAAUUGUUGAGGGUUCAACCAGGUUUAAACUGAUAACUCUCAACUCAGAGAAACAAAAAGUCACAAAGUGGCUGGUGACAACAUGUACCAUGAAAGAAGGCCACGUUGAAAAUCUUGAUUCACUGGCAAAGAAGUUGAGCUUUUUCCCUCAAGUUGACUUGGCAUUCCCGUGUGGUGAGAAGACAGAUUGUAGUGAGAGUAGACUGAGCUGCUUCCUUCCUCUCCCAAACAACGAAUCCAACAAGACAGGCCUCCCGGUUUAUAUCAACGCCUGCUUUGGCCUCACAGACAACAGAAGACAUAUCAAGUGGCAAGAGGACGACCAGAAACACGACGAACAUGCCGUGUGGAAUGAAUUGCUGAUGAAGGAGGUGCUCCCACACGCAUACCUCAUGAUCAUUCAAGAUGCUAUCACACUUGCCCAAAAAUCGUUUCUACCCGUCCCGUCCGUGUACGAUCUGUGGCCAGACAUCGCUCAGAUACCACACAAAGACAAGUGGUAUGUCGUUGCUCUGGAUGUCUUUCAUCACUUAUUCAGCCAGAAUGUAGCUGUCCUCUCUCUUGCCAAAGAUGAAAGAGCGUUCAUCACUCCGUCAGAAGCCGUGUUGCCUUGUAAUGGUCCAACCAGCCCCGACACAUUUGCCGCCAUUAAAAGGACUCUGGUUUCAUGCGGAGAAAAUCUUGUCACUUUACCAGGUAGUGUUUCAAGGGCUUUAAGUAAGGCGUACCCACGCCCCCUAAAACAUGUGACUCCAACUUUCCUGAGGGACAUUCUCCGUAGGAUUGGUGUGCACAACAUCUCUAAAGAGGACAAACUCUGUCUUUUGGAAUACGUCUUAAGUGAUGGACAGUACAAAGAUCUCCAGGGCCUUCAGCUACUUCCACUCAACGAUGGCUCUUUCAGAUCCUUUUCAAACAGAGAGGAAGACACUGCUUUGAUUGACAGCAGGGAUUUUCCAAGAGUCUUGCUACCAUUCUGCAAACACCUCUUCAUCCCAGAUGAUCUCACUCCCGUGUGCAGAGACCACCUGAAAGAACUGGCCAGAAAAAAUUUAUUUAAGGUCAUCAACAUUGGUGCAGCCCAUGUUGCCGAAUACACAAGGAGGUAUUUGCCACAAGACUGGAAGCAGAUGAGGACAGGGCUUGUCACCUGGGACAUCCGCCGCAACCAACAUCCGCCUUUAGACUGGCUCCAAGAAUUCUGGAAAUUUCUCAACAUGCACUUCAAAGAGUUAAGUCGUUUCACUGGAAUGCCAUUAAUACCAGUCAGUCCCCUGUCUGCCAGUCAGCCUGUAUCACUUGCAAGACUGGAGCAGAAAACAAUCCUCAUUUUUCAGAAGAGCAAGCAGAUGAACUUGCCAGAACAAAUAGCUCAGUUGCUGAGCAAAGUUGGUGGGACAGUGGUGAGAGGAAACGAUUGGCUCACACACAAAGACCUGGACUCGUACGUGCUGUGUCCAUCUCCAAAGAGUGUCAUGAAAGUCUUGGCGAACUUAGAUUCUCAGGUUAUCAUCAGAGAAUUCAAGACUGCUUCUUUCAAAGCACGAGAAGAACUGAAAGAGUAUCUUUCUUACCUCGACUUUCGAAUGGAUUCUCUCUCCAAGGCUGAGAAAGAUCUACUCUCCCAGUUGCCUCUUUUUCAGACCAUGAAAGGUGCCUGUGUUGCAGCUCAAUCAAAACAGGCUGUGCUUCUUACUUCUGGUCUAACAGUACCAGCAGAGUUCCCCAUGCCCGAUUCUGUUGUGCAGUGUGCAACUGAGGCUGAUCGCAGACUGUUACAGCUGCUGAAGGUUAAUCUCUUGAACACUGCUGAAGCGACCAAUCUCCUCAUUGAUUGUAUUGAGAGGGGAGCUCUCAAAAAGCAAGACACUGAGAACAUUAUGACUUGGAUCUUACAGCACGGUGAGAACCUUUUCCCUCAAAAUCAGACCUUGAAACGCAGAUGUAAGGCCUUAAGCUUCAUGGAGGUGAAUGGAAAGCCAAGAAACACCUCAAGUCUUUUUGAUCCAGGAAUUGAAAACUUCAAAGUAAUAUUUGAUUCAGAUUUCUUCCCCCCACCCUCCUACACUCACACACCGCAGAUGCUUCAAAGCCUAAGAGAUCUCGGAUUGCUCUGUAAAGAAGUCGAUGUGUCACCUGAGCACUUGCUACGAGCUGCCACACUGAUUGAUGGACAUCAUGCUGAUUCUCAAACUGAAGCUCUCAACAGAGCUGAGGUGCUCUUGAAGAUGUUGGACACCAAUGAUCUACUCUCAAAGUUUUCUGCUCAACAGCUUCAUCACCUCAAGAGGCUAAAAUGGAUCCCAUGUCUUGAUUUUGGUAAUAACCACAAUAAUGACAGAUUUCAGAAACGUUGUUUCUUCUGCCCGGAUGAAAUAAGACAUUCUGUGUACAAAGACAUUGUUGGGCAUGUGAUGCCCCUGGUGGGAAAGUUCAGUGACAGAGUGAGCAGCCAACUUGAUCUUAAGCGCCAGCCCCCGCCGCAAAAAGUAGUAGAGAAUUUGUUGGUCCUGGAAUCAAAAGCAAAGGAAAUGGCGGACCCUGACACAAAUGUAGAUUUCAAGAGGAAAUUGCAUAGCAUCUACAAACACAUGCAGGAGCACAUCUCAGAAUUUUCCAAAUUGAUGAACAAGGACACUCCCUGGCUGUGGAACCGCCAGCAGUUUGUUUCCAUUCAGGAUCUGGUUCUAGACUACCCACCCAAUCUCGAUCUGAGCUCUUACAUCGGGAAGGUGCCAAGUGAAUUUAGGCCAUACAAAAACUUGCUCCGGGAGCUCGGCCUGAGAAUGUUGUUUUCAGAUGAAGAAAUUAUUGAUAUUCUUUAUUCUAUCCAGAAAACCAUUGAAGAAAGGCAGCAACCAUUUGCAAAUUCCUCUGAGGUAAAAGUGUCAAUAGAAAUCCUCAACUGGCUGUGGAGAGAGAAGAAGAAAGUUGAGGAUGACAUCCCUGUUCCAGUUCUCAUAGAUGGUGAACAACAUGCCCUGAAACCACUGUCAACUGCAGUUUUCUGUGAUGUCAGCAAAAAUGGGUUACAAGAGUUUAAGUACAACGAAGAGGAAAUUCAUGUUGUUCAUGAAGAAAUCCCAAGAGCUGCUGCUGAAUGGUUUAACAUCCGAUUUCUCAGUACCCACAUCCUUGAUCCAGAGUUGGUGGGCAUAGAACAGUGUGGACAAUCUGAACCCAUAACAAUAAGGAUAAAAAACAUUCUCAAAGAGUAUGAUGAAGACAGUGACAUCUUCAAAGAGCUGAUUCAAAAUGCAGAAGAUGCUGGGGCCAAAGCCUGCAAGUUCUUGGUGGAUUUCAGAGUACACAAAGACAGUCCUGAAAGUCUCAUUGACCCUGACAUGACUCUUUGUCAAGGGCCUUGCCUUUGGGCAUUUAAUAAUGAGCAGUUCACAGCUGAGGAUUGGAAAAAUAUUGUCAGAGUUGGUUCUGCCUCGAAGGAAAACAAAGUGGAAAAAAUUGGAAAGUUUGGACUUGGAUUCAAUACCGUGUACCAUGUGACCGAUAUUCCUUCGGUCCUCAGUGGCAACAGUCUUCUCAUACUUGAUCCAAAUGUGACACACCUCAAGAAGCACAUUAAACUAAAUACAAAUCCUGGAAUCAAGCUGGAUCUCUCUCAGAAACGACUUUUUCAUUGCUUUCCUGGUCAGUUUGGACCAUAUGAACGCAUUUUUGAUUGUAACUUCAAGAGGGACGGUCCUACUGAGCCCUAUGCAGGCACUCUGAUUCGACUUCCUUUCAGAACUGAAGAAGAGGCUUCCAAGUCAGAAAUAAGUUCAAAGGUGUAUCACAAACACAAUAUUGUCACUUUUCAACACCACUUUACAAACAAUUCACAAACACACCUGCUGUUUUUAAAGAACAUUAAUACAUUGUCGCUACAGCGUAUCUCAAACAACGUAUCAACUCCCCCGAGAGAAGACGAAAUCGAAACCGUCCUGACUGUGUCCAAAACCACUGUGAGUGCAAUUCAGAUUCCUGAUGAAUAUGUCUUUCAGCCAAACCAACGUGAAGCUGAGAAAUUACUGAAGAAACUUGAUGGAAAAUGCAAAGAAGUCAUUGACUGUGGCAAAGUCAACGUUGUCCAAAUAACUAGUCAGCAAUCUGGUGUAACUGAAGUCCAGCUCUGGCUUCUUUACAGCUGCUUUGGGACAAAUCAGUCAUUGCAAAUGGCUCUGGAGAAAAACAAGCAAGCCACGUUCUCUUUGCCCAUUGGUGGGAUUGCUGUGCCUUUGCAACAUGAUCCAGACACUGGGAAACUGACCCCGUUGCAAACAAAUCUAGUUGGACAGGCAUUUUGCUUCCUCCCUCUUUCUGUUCAUACUGGUCUUCCAGUCAAUGUAAAUGGAACAUUUGCUGUGACGAGUAACCGAAAAGGACUGUGGGAGAGUGGGCUGAAACACAACUGGAACAAAGCCCUUCUUCAGGAUCCAGUAGUGACGGCGUAUGUUACUGCACUUUUGGCACUAAAGACAAUGUCUGAAAACAAGCAACUGGAACAUUACUGUUAUCACACAUUUUGGCCUGAUAGAGAGAAAGUGAGUGAAACCUUCAAGCCUUUGGUCGAUGCAUUGUACACCACCAUUGCUCAGCACUCUCGUGGCCUGGAGCUCUUUAGUGAUGGUGAAUAUUGGUGCCCAAUUAACACUGCCAUUUUUCUACACGAGAGCAUCGAAGAGGAUAAGGACAUCAGUGCACUUGCUAUGCAGGUAUGCAAGAAACAUGCAAAAUCACCAAGCCGCCUUGUUCCUCUUCCACUGUGGUUGAGAAAUGGCUUCAAAAAGUGUGGCCUCGAGGACGUUUUACAGAAGAGAACAUUGACCUGGGAGAAGUUUUAUCAAGAAAUAGUGUUUUGCAACCUUAGUACCAUGGAUCCUAAGAGCAGAGAUACUCUUGUGCUGCACGCUAUUGACCUAAAUAACAAAGACAUCGACAAACUACUUCUGCGUUAUCCAUGCAUCCCCACAAAAGGUGGACAACUCCAGCUCAUCAGGAAACUUGUGAAUCCGUCAGGGAGAGUAUCCCUUCUUUUUGAAACAGACGAGGGACGCCUGCUUGGGGGUACCAAAAAUGACUUUUGCUCCCCCAAAAGGAUUCAACGUUUGUUGGAACUUGGAAUGGCAAAUGAUCAUCUACCACUGGAAGACAUCAUGCAGAAAGCAGGCACAAUCCCCAAAACCUGGAGCACAGACAAAAGGAAGGCAUUUGGGCAUUUGAAUUGCCUGAUCGAACUCAUGAAGAGUCACACACAUGACAAAGAUUCUCCCCACUGGGAAACACUGAGAAUGACUGAAUUUCUCCCAGCAUUUCGCCCCGGCGACACCAAAAUGGAAAGAAGCGCAACAUUUCAAAAACCCACUGCUCUUUUUACUGCCAAAUGCUCCCCCCUUGUGAACAUGACACAGCAUGUGCUCGAUCAAGACAAUCUGAAAAUACACAACGCUGAUGCAGUCCUGCAACUUUUGGGAGUUCAUGACAGACCAAGUUCUGGCGAGGUACUUCAGCAGCUGCAAGAAGCAUGUAAGAAAUCUGAAUCCAUCGACGCAUCCACGCUUCACAAAAUCGCAUCGGAGUGCUAUAAGUUCCUGAAUCAGUGGCUCAGUGAGUCUGGGGAUUCCACUUUCAUUUCCCAGAGGGCAAAUUCAUUCCCAUUCAUGCUUGUUGGCAGUACAUUCGUAAAUGUGAACUGUGUAGCUGAAAAUGGGGAAUUUGAAGCAAAACCAUACCUCUACAUUCUUCCAACUGCCUUCAUUGAUUACAGGAGGCUCUGGGAAAGUGUAGGUGUUGAAAAAUGUUUCACAACCAGUCAGUUUCAAAAUGUGCUCAAGGAGGUGCAUUUCCAAAAUGGUAACAAACCCUUGCCGAAGAGUGAUCUAGCAAUGUGCCUGAAAAUUCUCAAAGAAGGGAUAUUUGAGGAAAAAGUCAAGACAACUAUUGACCAACUCAUACCCAACCAACAUGGUGUUUUACAACGUGCAAGUGAAAUAUUUUACAAUGACAGCCCAUGGAUGCCAGUCGAUCCCGGUGUCACAUUAUGUCACGAGCUUCUCCCUCGUGUUGUGGCACGCUACUUCGGAAUCAAAACUACCAAGCAUCAUACCCUCGAAAACUCCCAAGAUGAGGACAUUUCACCAUUUUCUUUUCCAUUUAAACAGCAGGAAGAACUAACUGUUCGAAUUAAAAACAUAAUUUCUGCCUAUCCAGCAAAGAAGGAUAUCCUUAAAGAGCUUAUUCAAAAUGCUGAUGAUGCAGAGGCAACAGAAAUUCACUUUGUUUGGGACAAAAGACAUCAUGGCAAAGAAAAAACCUUUGGGAAGAAAUGGAACCAGCUGCAGGGUCCAGCACUGUGCGUUUUCAACAACAAGGUGUUUUCAAAAGAUGACCUGCUCGGCAUUCAACAGCUGGGAGAAGGAGGAAAGCACAACUCUCCAGGGAAGAUAGGAAAAUAUGGAAUAGGAUUCAACUCUGUUUACCAUCUAACUGACUGCCCCUCAAUCCUCACUGGAGAUGAAAAACUCUGCAUUUCUGAUCCAAAUCAGAAGUACAUUGAAAGUUCUUCAGGCAAACCACCAGCUGGCACUGGCUAUAAGCUAGUUGACACCUUCAAGAACAUGUACAUGGAUGUCUACAAAUCCUUUCUUCCAGACCAUUUUCCUCUUAAACAAGGCACCAUGUUCAGAUUACCUCUACGGAUGGGUACCAUGGCAAACUCCUCUAAAAUUUCCCAGAAGGGUGUCACUGAAGAGGAUAUGAGAGAACUGUGCUCUGCUCUCGCUGAAGAUCCCGAAGGACUCCUUCUGUUUCUGAAAAACAUCUGCAAAAUAAAAGUCCAUGAAAUCAAUGAACAUUCAGAGCAACUUAAAACCAUCUUUGAGGUGGAAAAAACUGUACCAGAGGAAUGCAAAGGAAAAAAAGAGGCUUUUGUAAAACUUCAACAAAAUGCGCUGCAAUCAGACAAUGCAACAAUGGCAGAACAAGUGAUUUACAGAACCUUGAUUUCAACCUCCAAGAAAAGACAAACUGAAUGGAUCAUUGCGGAACAGUUUGGCUCAUUUAAAAACUGUGGUGACACAGAGCCAACACAACCUGUCAAGCUACCCCAAGUAGCCAUAGCAGCGCGUGUAAACAUGAAGAUGGGCAUAAGUUCAGAUGGCGUAUUUUCCAGCCCUGAGAACUUUAUCGGUCAAGCCUUUUGUUCACUUCCUUUGCCAGGGGAAACUGGAUUGCCAGUGCACGUCAAUGCAAACUUUGAGGUAGAUUCUGCAAGGAAAAACCUUUGGAAAGAAGACGGGCAGAGUACUAAAUCUAACUGGAAUGAAUCUUUGAGACAGAAUGUCAUCGCUCCACUGUAUGGAGAUCUCCUUCAUUACAUGAGCUGCGCCAUGGCGAAAAAGAAAGUGACUUUUCAACAGAUUGAGUCAGGCUACGUAUGUUUUUGGCCAACUGUGUCCACUCGUGUUGAACAAGAUUGGCAUGAAAUGAUCCAUGAGGUAUACAGAUCAGUCAAAGAGAGAGGCCUCAAUGUGAUUCCAGUGAUGCGACGUUCCAAAAAAAUAAUUGCAGGCCAAACAUUUCAGCUGUACUCCUUUGACUGGUGUAACAUUAGAGAAACUGACACAACUAAGGCACCUUACCUGACACAUGAUCUAAUGGAUGAGAUCUAUCACAUUUUGGAAGAUCUUGGAAUGACUUUGGUUCCGUUUUCCAUGAAUCCUGUUUGGAAAGGUUUCCGAUCCGCUGACCUUGAAGUGAAAGAAGUGAAUCCUUUAAGUGUCAGGACUUUCCUGAAAGAAAAACCUCUUAAUGACCCAACCCACACUCAUCAGCAAUUACCGUUGCCCAUAAUUGCCACUUUAAUCAGAGAUGAAAAAAGAUUUUCGCAGCUCUUGAGUUUCUGCUUGAAAGAUUUGGACUUAAAAAAGGUCACCAAGGACAUUGCCAGUUCCUUCAAUGGGCUCCCACUGCUUCUCACGAGUGACAAGGUUUUGGAAGUGUUUAACUCUAAGUCUCCCAAGCUGAUAUCAAGAUAUAGCCGUCUGUUCCUUGGCUACGAAGCCCAAUUUGCAGAUUUUCAGUCCAACAAGGAUCACAUUGAAGCUCUAAAAAGUUUAAGCCUGGUCAAGAGUUUGACGCUUCCCUGUGCAGUGGAAUAUCUAAAGCCAUUAAUUCAGCAGCUUCUCCAGGAAUGUCAAGUUGAUUCAUACAGUGGACUUCAUGUCCCGAACAAGACCACGUUGGAGUGGUUGAAGUCACUUUGGAAGUUCUUAAUGAGUGAAAUUAAACCAUUUAGUUUCAUUUCAAUGAGUGAUAAACAAAGCCUGACAAUAAGUGAGGUACGGCAACUCUUCAAUGACUGCUGCAUUUUACCUGUUGUCUGUCCAAGGCGAAACAACAAGCUCCUCCUGCAAGCAGUGAGAAACAUGCCAAGUGUGAUCCAGAUUGAUUCAGAAAAAAACUCAGGCAUCCUCUUUAAACUUGGGUUUAUGAAGCUUGACAUUUUAUUCUUCAUAGAGUAUGUAGACAAAGAGAUUCUUUCACUUCUAUCCUCUGAACUUCUGAAUGUGAAAGAUCAAAGCUCUGUGUUGGACCAGGUCGUCAACAUUGACCACUCAGAGUUUUCAAAGCUUUCUCCCAAAGAGAUGAACGAGCUACAGUGUUUCCUGCAGUCUGGAGUGUCCAGGUCCGAAGACAAACAGGAGUAUCAAAAAAAACUCAAGUCAUUGCCAUUAUUUGAAACAGUCCAUGGUAACAGAGUGAGGAUUGAUGGGCCCAGAGAGGUAUUCAUCCUCAACAGCAUGUAUUCAAAGGAGUUUCCCGAAUUGUUCAAGUUGUCUGACAACAUUUUUCUACAAUGUAAUGUAGAGAACUGCAGUCUGUCACAAGCAUUGAACAUCCAAACCCUGACUGAUUUGGACUACUUCAUGAAGUUCAUUCUGUCCAUUGUACACGGACUCACAGAGAUGCAAAUGUUCCAAUGCCUCAAACUGUUGCUGUCACCAUCCUUCUGUUACAAUCAGCAUAAGGACAAAAUCAUCUCCUCUAUAAAGGCAGUAAAAUGUAUUCCCAAUUGUCAAGGCAGAUUGGAGACAGCAUCGUACUACUUUGAUAAGCGUGUCCCGCUAUACGAGAAAAUGUUGCCCCAAGAGAGAUUUGUGCCUGAGACAUUUUGGACUGCGCUAUGUGAAGGAGAUCCGCAAAAAGCAAAACAGUUACUGAGAGACCUUGGGAUGAAGCAUGUUGUGUCAACAGAUGACAUAAUCAAUUUUGCACGACAGCUGGAAUCAGAAGCAAAAAGAAACGGUCCACUUGAAGACUUGAAAAAAAAAUCGUCACUAAUUUUCAAAGCAGCCUUGUCUAUUGUGAGUAAUGACGAAAGCAAAGAGGAAAAGUUGCUGGAGACCAUCGCAGACAUUAAGUUCAUUUUUCCUGUGAAAAUUCAAAAAGAGCUGUGCAAAUAUCACCAACCAUUUGCUGGGGAGAGAACUGCUGUUGGAAUAAGAGGAUCUUUGAUAGAAAGCGAUGAAAAGCAUCAAGAAUUGAUUUGGUCAUCAAUGCCAAUCAUACAUGUCCCUUGUUAUAAGUCAAAGAAGCUCCUGAAAAUGAUGGAAAAGGCAGGAGCGCUUGAACAACCACCUUCACGCUGUGUAACCACGAACAUGAGCAACAUCUGUCAGUCGCCAUGUGCAACUGACCAGUUGGUCAGAACCCGCGCUAAGGUGUUCCGAAGUGCGUAUGGCCAUCUGCAAGCUAGCGGGGUUGAAGGACGACCAUUGGCUGGUCUUCCAGUCGUGUUGGUUGAAAAAGACAAAGGACUUGAGCGUAGUGAUGUUGUGUCUUUUUCACUCCCUCAUGACAGAGAGUUCAGACCAUAUUUCUACAAAAUUUCUCCGCAGGAUGUCAAAUUUGCAGACUUCUUCAAGAACAUUGGUGUAAAUGACCAUCCCACUGCAGCUCAGUAUUGUCAUGUUCUGGCAGCGGUUUAUGCUGAUUCCUGUGAUAAGCCACAACUGCACCCAAACCAACAGGAAACCGUGAAGCGUGCCGUUGAGCAGUUUUUCAACUUACUCAAAACUGAAGGAAAACAGUCCCUUGGUGAUGUAAAGACGUUGUAUCUUCCUGCAGUGGAUGGUAAAUUGAACCCAUCCUCCAAUCUCUACUACAAUGACACCGUGUUUGAGAUUAAAAGGUUGGAAGAAGCGCUCGAGAACAAGUUCCUGUUGCUCGAGAAACUCCGAGAAUGUUAUUUGGACAGCGACAGAUACGAGAACCAUCGAUUGCUACAGUGGCUGCCUCAGAAUUUCAUGCCUAAAAUGCUGUCUCAAGUCACUGAGGAGAAAUUAGUGGAAACACAUGCGCAGCUUUGUGAGCUUGAAACGGACUGCGAAUUUAGUCGAUGGUUUGAAGAACAUCUGUCCUCUCCAGCGUUUACAUAUGGACUAAUUUGCCUAAUCAGAGACCAGUCCCAGGGAGAAAAAACACAGAAGGAAGCUGAUGACAUGUGCAAGAAGACCUUUGGCAGAAUUCAGAUUAAUUGCUGCAGAAGUUUGAUAACAAAGCUUUGGGUGGAUGGACAACCGCUGAACAAAACUGACACGGAAACCAAUGUUUUUGUCAAAAAAGACCAACAAAAUUGCUUUUUUUUCUUGAAACAUAAUGAUGCCAUGGACUUAAUGGUGAUAGAUGGCAUCAAUAUGACAUUGGCAGAAGAGAUAAAUGUCCUUUUAGGUAACACAAUGGGAUCAAAUCACCUCCAAGUCCUCAGGCAUCUUCUCACAUGUGGCACUCGUCAAGAUGUUCAGAAAUGUUUGGCUAAGAAUGGGAUCCUUGACAGUGCUGAAGCUGAAAGUCUUUUUAAUCCACCAGCCCCUGGAUCAGAAAUUCCAGAAGAAUGGGUCGACUCCUUAGACAUGAGCAUCCUUAAUAACUUUGAAGAGGGGGAAUAUGUUGGCUAUUACACGAACGACAAGUACGUGUAUGCAGUUGUUGUUGAAGAACUGUCUGGGCCCUUUGGGCUCUAUAGACAAAGAUACAAAAUAGAAAUCGGACAAGAUGAGCCGAUUGAAGUCAGUUGUCUUGACAUCUAUCAGUUUAAACGACCAAAGAAGGCGGAACCCGGAGGGGGGACUUGCACAUCUGCUGAAGCUUCUUGCAUGGACUUGGUGACCCUGGCAGGAGAUGUGCCUCAUUCUUCCAAACCAUCAGCUGCAAGUUCGUCAUCUACAAGAUCCUCGCCAGCAUCUGUUGACGAAGCCAAAAGAGAAAUUGACAAAUGCUUGAAAGAUAUCUGGCCUCUUCCGCAGGAGGAGAGGCUUAAAGCCAUCAAACGACUGUGGCUCAGGUGGCAUCCUGACAAAAACCCAGACUGCCCAUUUCUCGCCACUGAGGCAUUCAAAUACCUAAAUAAUCGAAUUGAGGAGCUCAAGAGCGGCAAAAGCAAAGGAACAACUGCAGGCUCGUCCCACGCGAGCGGAAGCUCAAAUUUCAGCCACUUCUAUGGGCAAUGGGAGCAGGAGGCCAGGCGUCACAGAAAUAAUCGAGAGAGAUUCUCCAGAAGCAACAAUUCCUACAACUUUUGGACCCAUAACGAAAAUGUCCCGAGGCCAAACAAAGAGGAGGCCCACCGCUGGUGCCGACAGGCCCGGUGCGAUCUCAACGCAGCUCGCAACGACAUUGGCGGGGCGAGCACAGAGUGGUGUCUGUUCAAGAUCCACCAGGUGGUGGAAAAGGCGCUCAUAGCUGCGCAUUAUAAAAGAGACGGUCAACAUCCCACCAGCACCUCCAUUUCGGCCCUCGCUGACGAGGUUUCGCUCUACAACCUUCAGCUGAGAGAUCUGCCACUAAUGGUCGCCGAGCUGAAGACUCUGGGAGUGGAUGCCAAAAAGACUCAGUAUCCAAAAUAUCAUCCAGCCCCCCACAUUCCCAAUGAGCGGUUUAAAUCAGAGAAUGCAGUGGCAGCAGUGAUCCAGGCAUCUGAGCUCCUUGGUAAAAUAGAGGCAUAUGUGAAUUAGGGAUCAACAGACAUGUUGGCAGAGAGGAUUGGAGAUGUUCCCAUAUUGAAACAUUACUAAAAACAAAAUGUCUUAACAUUCUUAUGUUUCAAAAUUCGGAAAUGUCCUUACUGCAGAUGAGUUUAUUUAUCACUAUGUGUGAACAUGAUUUUUGAUUAUUUUAGUAAUUUCAUCAUUCUUUACUUUUGACAGAGGACCAAUAUAAUAACUGUUUGUAAUGUUAUGUUUAACUACUCACUGAAUUCCAUUAUAAUCACUUCAUGACCUCGUUAUGAAAAAGAAAACAAAAAAUAUUUUUUACUUUUUGCAAUGUUAUCAUUUAUUACCACUACACCAAUAUAUUCACUUUGUCCUGAGAAUGAAAAUAUAAUUUGUUUUUCCAACGUUAUGUUUUACUACUCAUUGAGUACAAGUUGAAUCACUGUAUGACCUUGUUAUGAAAAUGUAAAUACCGCAGUGUAUUAUUUUUUGCCACGCUAUGUUUUUUACUCCUUUGUGUGCAUUGUAACUUCUCAUUGAGGACCAAAAUAAUCUGUAUGACCUUAUGAAAAUCAGUAUAAUUUUUAUUGCAGAGUUGUCGUU
Molecule: messenger RNA, 13561 nt
Organism: Pungitius pungitius (ninespine stickleback)
Lineage: Eukaryota; Metazoa; Chordata; Actinopteri; Perciformes; Gasterosteidae
Gene: sacs2
Product: sacsin
Exons: 8
Coding region: 131-12979 (4282 amino acids)
Source: RefSeq, a predicted model, not a curated record